Molecule: messenger RNA, 1197 nt
Organism: Phymastichus coffea
Lineage: Eukaryota; Metazoa; Arthropoda; Insecta; Hymenoptera; Eulophidae
Product: leiomodin-2
Exons: 7
Coding region: 299-1138 (279 amino acids)
Source: RefSeq, a predicted model, not a curated record
UCAGUAGGAGGGUGCGCAGGCGGCGCACACCGCAGCGCUUCCAUAACCUUAUACGGCCUUGUGCUGCUGCCACUGCUUUAACCGACGGCCUUCCUCGCUCGCUGGCCUCGAUGACGCGCAUCUCAAUCUCGUUGUGACUUUGUUUUUCUUUUUCUCAUUCUCUACAAUUUCGUGGACUUUGCGAGACUGCUGUGCAGCGAGGAUGCGCGACGUUCCUCCUAGGACUUGAAGAAGACCUUUUGUUUUGGUUACUUGCGCCAACAGAAGUGGAAAAGUUAUCGGAGCGGCGCGUUGCAAUAUGUGCGACGUAGGCGAGACUCGUGUACUAGCCAACGGGAGCACGUCACCGUCGGUGCUUGCAAAGCUUCGUCGGCCGAGUUGCGACGAAGAGCCAGCCAAACACCAAGACAAAAGCAAUGGCACGUCGAGCCCGUCACGAUCGACGCCAAGCACGCCUACCAGCCUCCGGAGAAUCGCCAGUCUGGAGAAGUGCUUCAGUGACCCGGAAUUCUUCGACAGGAAGCAGCGCCAGCGACAGCAGCAACGCCAGCAGCAAAGGAACGGCUCGCCGGCGGCGACGCGUCGCUCAACUAGCUCGACUCGCGAGGCAACGAGCACUGAACCCGUUGUCGACGACCGGCAGCGCAACAACGGCGCUGAAAACCAUCAGGUGAUUACCAACGGCAGUGCAUCCAGCGACGAGUACGACGGUCCGCAUAACGGAAAGGAGAGAAUGGCACCGGUUUUGGGAGUUCCACCGCCGCCGCCACCUGCGCCACACAUGGGUCCAGAUGGCCUCAUCCUACCCCGCAAGCCGUACAAUCCAUGUUUAACUUCCACCAACCACAAAGAUCUUCACAGGGAACUGCUGUUCAACCAAAAAAUGGGCAAAAAUGUCCUUAAUCAAAAGUCCGAACUCCAGCGAGCAUUGGAGAGACACAGAGAAAUGGUGUCUCGCAAAGAAGCCGAGAGAGAAAGGGAGGAAACGUACAAAAGUGAUCCACGAACGGCUUUGCAGCGGGCCAUCGAACAAAGAGCGAAACACAUACAGCAGUCGCAACAACCUCAACCAACGGAGCCGCUUAAUCCCUUGGCGACCGCGAGGGCAAAAUUGCGGUCACGCACGGAAUCUCAGUGAAGCACAUAGCUGUCCAGACACAUUAAAGGAAUCGAUUUUAUUUUACUGAUAAACAAGCG